Molecule: messenger RNA, 1751 nt
Organism: Physella acuta
Lineage: Eukaryota; Metazoa; Mollusca; Gastropoda; Physidae
Product: snurportin-1
Biological process (GO): snRNA import into nucleus; protein import into nucleus
Cellular component (GO): cytoplasm; nucleus
Molecular function (GO): nuclear import signal receptor activity; protein binding
Source: RefSeq, a predicted model, not a curated record
UCAGGCCAUAUUUUUUUUCCAGUACAUUUCUUUCAAUUUCUUUCAAAACUCGUUUUAAAGUAAAGAAAAUGGAAGAGCUAACAGAUGCAUUGGCUGGAAGUUUUGAAAUCAGCAAGGAACCCAACAAAACUUCAGCACCUCAUCCAAGAUUUUCACAAUACAAACAGAAAACAUCCAGCUCAGAUCAAGACUCUCGUCGCAAAAAAUUGCUUGAAAUACAAAAAAGACACAGAUUUGAUUUUGUGAAUCAUGUAAGAAAAUUGACAGAAGGAGACUGGCAAAGCAGUUCACAAGAAUUAGAAGAAAACAUUGAAAAUGAAGAGGAAAUGGAUGUAGAAGUCAAAUUACACAAACCUGGGCGCUAUUAUAAAGACCAAUUAAUGUUAUCAGAAUGGCUGGUAGAAGUGCCUAGUGAUUUCAGCACAGAAUGGUUAACUGUACUCUGUCCUGUGGCCAAGCGAUGUCUUGUUGUAGCUUCAAAGGGAACCACUAGAGCCUAUACCAAAAGUGGCCAUUGUAUCAACUCAUUUCCCUCACAUUUACCAGGAGGGUAUCGUAAAAAUGCUGAUAAAGAUACAACCAUUCUAGACUGCCUGUAUAGUGAAGCAAAUCGAACGUACUAUAUUCUAGAUUUGAUGUGUUGGAAUGGUCACACGGUUUACGAUUCUGAGACAGAGUUCCGCUUUUAUUGGUUGCACGAAAAAUUGAAAGAGUUUUCAAGCCUCAGUUCAUCAUCAAACACAAAUCCUUACAUAUUCAUUGGUCUGCCUAGUUUUCAUUGCACACAAGAAGACAUAGCACUAGCAGUUUCAAGUGCAGAAUUUGAGAUUGAUGGUGUUUUGUUUUACCACAAGCGAACCCAUUACACAUUUGGCAGCACACCACUAGUUGUUUGGUUAAAGCCUUACAUGCUGCAGGAAAUUUUGGGGAUAGCUGUACCAGAGCAUCAGAUGACCCAUAGGCCGGAGGGUUAUAGCAACUAUGCUGCUCACAUGAAAAAGGUGGAGGAAGACAAAUUAAAUCAAGAGAAAAAGUCAUCAAACAGAGGCAGGAGGAAAAAUAACAGGAAAAAGCAAAGUGCCAUGGAAACAUCUAGCCAAGAUGUGGACAAUAUACCCACUAGUGAAGUGAAUGCUGUGACAUUGGUUGCCUAGUGACAAUGAUUGUCCUGUAACAAGGGAUCAGUUUACUCUGAAAGACUCACACACAACAGAUGUUGAAUCAUAUGCAAAAUCCACUUUGUUUGGCACCAACAUGUUUAUACAAUACACUAGCUCAGAAUUUCUGCUUCAUCUGUAUAGCUGUGUUCUACAUAAAGAUAGUUGGCCAGUUAGUGGUUCUCAUAGUGCAGACAGGGAUGAUUGUAUUUCACACAACUCUUUAAACACAUCCACUCAUAUCUUGCUCAAAAAUAACUUAAGUUGUUGACUGAUUUGGGUAUGUUUAAAUUUUUUUAAAUCUGUCUAGCUAUUGUGUGGAUGAGUUAAUUUUAUUGUAACAUAUUUCUUACAGUUUUUUUAGAUUGUUUUAUUCUGCUCUUUUUAAAAUUAUUAAUGUUUUAACUUAUAUUAGGUGAAACCUACAUAUAUUGAAGUAAACAUUUAUUUAUUAUUUAAAUCUCUUGUGUUUUCUUAGUAAUAUUCAACAGUCUUAGAACUGGAAUAAUCUUUGAGGGAUGUGCUUCAAGUUAUUCAAGAAAAUAGGUCUAGGCUGAGAGGUCAUGGUUUCAAAGUAUGAACUGUGUCUUUUAU